This is a messenger RNA of Plenodomus lingam JN3, 822 nucleotides long. RefSeq lists its product as uncharacterized. Gene Ontology annotation, molecular function: acid phosphatase activity. The record is from RefSeq and is a predicted model, not a curated record. Lineage: Eukaryota; Fungi; Ascomycota; Dothideomycetes; Pleosporales; Leptosphaeriaceae.
AUGGUGUUGUUGGGCGACGCGUCGACGUCAUGCUCAGACCGCGAUAUUGCGAUAAAGAAUGGUGUGGGCUGGGUUGAGUACCGUACCGCAAGCUGGCAAUAUUCCGAACAUUUAUCUACAUCGUCUUCACAAUCACUGCAUUCUCCAUACUUCAACGACCCGCGUUCCUGCGCUUUUCUGUGGCUGAUCAUGCCCCGCCGCGGCCCCAACGCAGCAGCCUCGACUGACACAACCCCCACUACAACACUACCAGAGAAGACUGAAUGGCCAUCAACAUUCACUGAUGGCCUCCCACUCCCCAAGAUGGUCGUUUUCGACCUGGACUACACAUUAUGGCCCUUCUGGGUUGACACGCAUGUUUCAGGACCGCUCAAACCUACAGAAGGCGGCCUAAAGGUCAAGGAUCGCUAUGGCGAAGGCUACGGCUUCUACAACGAUGUAGGCGGCAUAUUAGAAGCACUCAAACAAAAAUCCAUCCUCAUUGGCGCCGCCUCACGCACCUCGGCCCCAGACCUCGGUCGCGAGAUGUUGAAACUGCUCAAGAUCCCCAGCGCAUCUGGGGCGUCCACACGCGCGAUAGACUACUUUGAUUACCAAGAGAUUUAUCCUGGCGAUAAGAAGACGCAUUUUCAUAGGAUACACAAGGACAGCGGUGUUGAAUUUGAAGAGAUGCUGUUCUUUGACGAUGAGAGUCGGAACAAGAAUGUGGAGGUUUUGGGCGUUACGAUGCAGCUCAUCAAGGAUGGAGUGACGCGUGAUGAGAUUGAUAGAGGGGUGCAGAGCUGGCGUAAGAGGUAUGGGCGGACGAAGCCGUCGAGUUGA